CUCCCCGCGCAGAAGCUCUGAGGAAACCGCCGGAAGCGACGCGCCCCGCCCCCGGCUCAGCCAUCCCUCCUUCUGAUUGGUCGGCGCGCCCCCAAGGCGGCGGGCCUUCUUCCAUGGACCAAUUGAGCAGCUUCCUGAGGACCAGCCUCGCACCCGGCAACUGAGAGACGUAGUCACUCCUGAGCUUCGACGAGCAGCUGUUUCCGGUUCCGCUGCUGGGUCUCGGUGGUGUGAAUGACAGAGGUGGUGCCUUCCAGCGCCCUCAGCGAGGUCAGCCUGCGCCUCCUCUGCCACGAUGACAUAGACACCGUGAAGCACCUGUGUGGCGACUGGUUCCCCAUUGAGUACCCAGACUCAUGGUAUCGUGACAUCACGUCCAACAAGAAGUUCUUCUCUCUUGCUGCAACCUACAGAGGUGCCAUCGUGGGAAUGAUAGUAGCUGAGAUAAAGAACAGGACCAAAAUACAUAAAGAGGAUGGAGAUAUUCUAGCCUCCAGCUUCUCUGUGGACACACAAGUUGCAUACAUUCUAAGCCUGGGAGUGGUGAAAGAAUUCAGAAAACACGGCAUAGGUUCCCUUUUACUAGAAAGUUUAAAGGAUCAUAUUUCAACCACUGCCCAGGACCACUGCAAAGCCAUCUACCUACAUGUCCUCACCACCAACAAUACAGCAAUAAACUUCUAUGAAAACAGAGACUUUAAGCAGCAUCACUAUCUGCCCUAUUAUUACUCCAUCCGAGGGGUCCUCAAAGAUGGCUUCACCUACGUCCUCUACAUCAAUGGCGGCCACCCUCCCUGGACCAUCUUAGACUACAUCCAACACCUGGGCUCAGCACUAGCCAACCUGAGUCCCUGCUCCAUCCCACACAGGAUCUACCGCCAGGCCCACAGCCUGCUCUGCAGCUUUCUGCCAUGGUCCAGCAUCUCCACCAAAGGUGGCAUCGAAUACAGCCGUACCAUGUGAUGCCAUUGGGGCAGCCUCCCCCAGGCCUCUGUCCUCAGCACUUUGUGGAGCCUAUUUUCCUGUCUGUCUGACUUCUGCUGUCCUUUGCAAGGAGCUGGUGGCCACCUGCCGGCCCAUCGGCCUGCCCCAGCUGCAGGCCCGGUGCUAUGCUGGCUCAGGAGAAGAGUGUAUGCCUGGUCUUCAACAGGUAGGAACAGAU
This is a messenger RNA of Peromyscus eremicus (cactus mouse), 1162 nucleotides long. RefSeq names its product N-alpha-acetyltransferase 60, NatF catalytic subunit (gene Naa60). Gene Ontology annotation, molecular function: histone acetyltransferase activity; protein-N-terminal amino-acid acetyltransferase activity. The record is from RefSeq and is a predicted model, not a curated record. Bases 235 to 963 code for a protein of 242 amino acids. Lineage: Eukaryota; Metazoa; Chordata; Mammalia; Rodentia; Cricetidae. The transcript is spliced from 6 exons. Gene Ontology annotation, biological process: N-terminal peptidyl-methionine acetylation. Gene Ontology annotation, cellular component: Golgi membrane.